AUGAGUCUACUGUUCGAGAUUAUAUCCAAUUUGAGGUCCACCACGCCAGCCACUGUUUUCCGGGUUGGUAUACUCUACUUAAACCCUCUUGAUCUUGGCUGGAAUCCGUAUGUCGCUAGUUGGAUUGACAAUAGUGAUAAUGUAUCCGAAAAAGCUGCUCUUCUGGUACUGUUUGAUAAAUAUGUGCCCAUAUCUGUUUGGAAGCGCUUAAAACAAAAUUCAAAAUCAUGA
This is a messenger RNA of Macrosiphum euphorbiae (potato aphid), 231 nucleotides long. The record is from the annotation of a GenBank genome assembly. Lineage: Eukaryota; Metazoa; Arthropoda; Insecta; Hemiptera; Aphididae.